Messenger RNA from Glycine soja, 3113 nucleotides. RefSeq names its product inactive leucine-rich repeat receptor-like serine/threonine-protein kinase At1g60630. The transcript is spliced from 4 exons. Gene Ontology annotation, molecular function: protein binding; ATP binding; protein kinase activity. Gene Ontology annotation, biological process: protein phosphorylation. The record is from RefSeq and is a predicted model, not a curated record. NCBI's taxonomy places the organism in Eukaryota, Viridiplantae, Streptophyta, Magnoliopsida, Fabales, Fabaceae. The coding region runs from base 945 to 2906 and encodes 653 amino acids.
UCUCAUUUAUUGCUUUCUCGUUAGCCUUCAAUUCGUUCACCAAUUUCCUGAGGGGAAAGAGGAGGGGCCUUUUGCCUUCGUGAGAGGAAGAACGGGGCAUGUUCUUUUCUGUCCUCUCUCUCUCUCUCUCUCUGAUCAGACAGACAGACACGCGCAUAAUACACAUAGAUGCAGCAGAGAAACUCUCUCUCUCUCAUUAUUGCUCCAAACCCAUUCAGAGUACAGAUGGAUCUUCGAUUAUAGCGGUUUUAGCAGCUGGAAUCUGCACUUGCACCAUGUGUGUUUCUACUGUUAAUAUAUAUUUUUUCAACAUAAACAUUCAAUUCCACCACUGAAAGAAGAAAUUGGAGAAAGUGUUGAAACUUUUUGAGCCUGUCUCAAGCCUUCAUCAUUCCAUUCAAUGAUUCAAAAGGAUAGAUCAUUGGAUCCCACCUCGGCCAAGUUUUAAAAAAAGUGCUAAAUUCCACGAGUAUUAGCAACCCGAGAAAGGAACUAGCAGUUUAGGAAUAUAGAAAUCAUAGAGAGACGAAAAGAAUGGUUAUUUUGUGGUCUGCGAGUACUGGGAUGAUUGAUUUCACGUGAAAGUUCUGGCACAGGUUCCGUGAGUGUUUCGAGUGUGGCGUAGAGUGGAGGAGUUUCGAGAAAAGCCAACCACUUUAACCGCAGUAAGUGUCUCCGAUUUCAUGGAUCCCCACCAGAGCUCCCAAACAGAGCUAUUAGCUAGCUCUUUCAUUCUCAUGGUUACUUUACUUUACUUGUGUUCUGUUCAAGUUUGUGGUUUAGAUGAGUAGUUGAAGACUCUCUUUUUUCCCACAAGAAUGUCAAUGGUAGAUCUGAACAAGACUUAAAAGUGAGUGAGAAGACCAAAGAAAGAUCUGUUGUGGUCUCAACCGUUUUUCAGCUAAUUUAAGUAGCUAGCAGUGUGUGUGUGGUUGGUCCCGACCAUGGAGAGAUCCUAUGAUGUCGUCUUUGUUUUUCUCCUUUGUCUCUUCCUGUCCCAACCAGCAAGAUCACAAGAAGACGAUUCACAGGCACUUCUGGCAUUGAAAUCCUCCAUAGACGCUCUCAACAAGCUUCCAUGGCGAGAAGGAACCGACGUGUGCACGUGGUUGGGGGUCAGAGACUGCUUCAACGGAAGAGUCAGGAAACUAGUUCUGGAACACUCCAAUUUAACAGGUCCUCUGGAUUCCAAGAUCUUGGGCCGUUUGGACCAGCUCCGAGUCCUCAGUUUCAAAGGAAACUCACUCUCCGGCGAAAUCCCCAAUCUCUCCGCCUUGGUCAACCUCAAAUCGAUUUUCCUCAACGAAAACAACUUCUCCGGCGAGUUUCCCGCCUCGGUCGCGUUCCUCCACCGCGUGAAGGUCAUUGUUCUGUCGCAGAACCAUAUCUCCGGCGACAUUCCGGCGUCGCUGCUGAAUCUGCGGCGACUGUACGUUCUCUACUUGCAAGACAACGCGUUCACCGGACGCAUUCCCGGUUUCAACCAGAGCAGCCUCAGGUAUUUAAAUGUGUCCAACAACCGGCUCUCCGGCGAGAUUCCGGUGAGCUCGGCAUUGAUCCGGUUCAAUGCGUCGUCGUUUUGGGGGAACCCGGGGCUCUGCGGGGAACAGAUAGAAGAAGCAUGCAAAAACGGUUCAUUGGCGCCAUCGACAAGCCCUAGUUAUCCGUUGAUACCAAGGACGAUGGGGAAAUCGUCGACGUCAUCAUUGAACCGCACGAAGUUGAUAAAAAUAAUUGGAGGGAGCGUGGGUGGAGUUGUUUUGGUAUUAGUUUGCAUGGCUGUGGUGUGGGUUGUGAUUUGCAAGAAGAAGAAGAAGAAGAAGAAGAAGAAGGGUGGUGCAGAAGUGGCAGAAGGGGAAGUUGGUGUGGCGGGAGGAGGGGGAGAAGAAGAAGGGGGUUUUGCGUGGGAAAAUGAGGGUGUAGGGAAGCUGGUGUUCUGCGGAGGAGGGGAUCGGGAGAUGAGUUAUAGUUUGGAGGAAUUGCUCAAGGCAUCGGCGGAGACAUUGGGGAGGGGUAUAGUGGGAAGUACGUAUAAGGCAGUGAUGGAAUCGGGGUUCAUAGUUACUGUGAAGAGGUUGAAAGAUGCUAGGUAUCCUGCCUUGGAAGAGUUCAGGGCUCACAUUCAAGUCCUUGGGAGCCUCACCCACCCUAACCUGGUCCCACUCAGGGCUUAUUUCCAGGCUAAGGAGGAACGCCUCCUCGUUUAUGAUUACUUUCCUAAUGGCAGCCUCUUCUCCCUUAUUCACGGAUCAAAAACAUCUGGUGGGGGGAAGCCUCUUCACUGGACAUCCUGCCUUAAAAUUGCAGAAGAUCUAGCAACAGGCAUGCUAUACAUCCACCAGAACCCUGGCUUGACACAUGGAAACCUGAAAUCUUCUAAUGUAUUGUUGGGUUCUGACUUUGAGUCAUGUCUUACUGAUUAUGGUCUCACUGUGUUCCUUAAUCCUGACUCAAUGGAUGAGCCUAGUGCCACUUCUUUAUUCUAUAGAGCACCCGAAUGCCGCAACUUUCAAAGGUCACAAACUCAACCAGCAGAUGUAUACAGUUUUGGGGUCCUUCUUCUUGAGCUUUUAACCGGCAAAACACCCUUCCAAGACCUUGUUCAGACAUACGGUUCAGACAUACCUACGUGGGUUCGGUCAGUGCGCGAAGAAGAGACCGAGUCCGGGGAUGAUCCUGCCUCAGGCAAUGAAGUAUCUGAAGAGAAGCUUCAGGCUCUUUUGAACAUUGCAAUGGCAUGUGUUUCACUAGUACCAGAGAACAGGCCUACAAUGAGAGAGGUUUUAAAGAUGAUUAGAGAUGCAAGAGGGGAGGCUCAUGUCUCAUCUAACAGUAGUGAUCACUCCCCUGGUAGAUGGUCAGAUACUGUUCAAAGCUUUCCAAGGGAAGAACACCAGAGCAUAUGAUUGGUAACUUUUUUUGACAGCGUAAUAGUUGAAACUAUGCAUUCUGAUUUUUCCUGAAUUGGUUAUUGAUAUGAUUCCAUGCAUAAAACUAGGUGAUACGUAAGGACCUACAUUUUUAAAUCUCCUUGCUUUGUGAGUAAAAAAUGCAUUUUAAAGGGUAAUUAACGGAUUCUUUUAUAUAGUCAUCAAAGAUUCAGGUUGCAAAGA